AUGAAAAGCAUUCACCUUUUCCAGGUGGUUCUGUGUAUUUCCGUGCUGUUUCUUGACCGUUCCAGUGCUGAACAUUUUGACACUUUAAACUUUAAAAACAACACUUUCUGUUUUCGGACAAAAUCUUCUUCGGAUGAGCAAACACAUUAUGCAUUUCUCCGAAAGACUCCGACAUCUCUUCUCUUAUUUGACAGCAUCUGGAGCAAAAACAACAGACUUUUCAGUUGCAUCAUAACCAAUCAACAAUCUGUUAUUGAGGGUUACCUGUCCAGGUGUAUGAAUUCGGCAAGUACCUCUUUUUUGGAAAGCCCUGAUGUCCGCUUUAACAUCAGUGAGUUGUUUGAACCCGAUGGCCCCUGUCAGACUGCAGGUAUUAUGGAGGGAUUUACAGUGUCUGUACACAAGACCAGAGACCUCAGGAGUGUUGACCUCGAUGGAUCUGUGCAACUGGACAUUGGGAAGAGUUCAAGGCCAAAGCUUCGCCGCUCAAAGCGAGCAUGGAUGAUUCCAGGAACUGUAUGGUGUGGAUCUGGAAAUCGGGCAUCUAACUUUUCUGACCUGGGUUUAUUUGAAGAAACCGAUAAAUGUUGCCGAGAACACGAUCAUUGUAAGGACACCAUUGCAUCUUUCUCAUUUAAACACGGCGUCUUCAACACAAACAUAUUCACUUUAUCUCACUGCGACUGUGAUAACAGGUUCCGCCGUUGUCUUAUGGGAGUAAACAGUACCGUGUCCAACAUGGUGGGAUACGGCUACUUCAAUAUGCUAAAGAUGCGCUGCUUUGAGUUCUCGCAUAGGAUGCAGUGCGCAAAGAGAAUGUGGUGGGGCAGGUGCGCAUUUUCCAAACUCGCUCAAUAUGCUGUGAUCAAAGGUCAGAGAAACUACACUGACACGAUACCGGAAACAGACAAAGAUAUUCUGGAAAAAAACUUUCAUCAGACAAUAACGUAUGGAGAAAAUCAGGUCACCAAAAACUCGGAAGCAUCAUUUACAAAACAAGCCAAUGAGUCCAGGAGUGAAGAGCUGAAUCCGGUAUCGCCAUGGCCAUCUGUUACAACACCAUGGUCCCCAAAACCUUUCUUGGUACCAACAGACACACCAAAGACAACACUGCCCCACCAUAUGCACAUACAGCAAAAAGGUGAGUUUGAAAUAUGUGACAGCUACAGAGACCUGGAUUCUUGCCAUUUACAGAUCCCUGCUUUACAGGAGAAAUUCGGUCUACGAAACCCCGAUCUCAGAACCAUGUAUCACUGUAACUGUACUGUCAGGCUUGCCCAAAAAAUCUCCAGUAUGGAUGAGGUUGAUCCUGUGCAUUCACUGUUAAUGGCCUUUGUGUCACAAUCCUGCUUUAUUCUGCCUCAGUCUGAAAACUGUACUGAGGCCACCAGUUGCUCUAAAACUCAAGCAAAUGCGCCAUUUAUCCAGCAUUGGAGAAAAGACACGACGGGAGGGCGACAUCUAGUGGACUUCAAUCGUAAACUCAAGAGAAUAAACCUGAAACGAUCCAAGAGAAAAAACUCGACAGUCAGAUUACGCAACAAAUGUAUCAGGAUCCACAAUAAACUACGCAGAACUUCAGUUACUCAACAAAUUUCCUGAUAUCUAUUUUGAGUUUAAGUAUAGAAACAGAAUAAAACGAUUAUCAGAUAUAGACAGAUUUGAAUUAAUGUUGACCAACAACGUAAAGAUAAAAAAAUUAAAAGUAUUAAUCAUGUCAAAACUUACUGUCAUACUGUCAAUUUUCUGUUGAUGAGAAGAAGAAAAUUCCCACUUCUCCUCAGGCAUCUCGGGAACUCAAUCGCGCAUGCGCAGAGUUUUACAGUCUGUCAGGCCGAUUCUCAUUCGGAAGGCUGCAGCCUCCGGAGGUCGCAUAUGCAAGCUGCAUACGUCAUCAAGCCUGAUUUAUUUAAGCAUUUACAAGUCAUAAGCAUAUUACAACAAUUUACGAUAAGACUAAUUGUUAAUA
Molecule: messenger RNA, 1969 nt
Organism: Misgurnus anguillicaudatus (oriental weatherfish)
Lineage: Eukaryota; Metazoa; Chordata; Actinopteri; Cypriniformes; Cobitidae
Gene: pla2g3
Product: phospholipase A2 group III
Biological process (GO): phospholipid metabolic process; arachidonate secretion
Molecular function (GO): A2-type glycerophospholipase activity
Source: RefSeq, a predicted model, not a curated record